Messenger RNA from Labrus bergylta (ballan wrasse), 7116 nucleotides. It is a transcript of the gene hspa12a, whose product is annotated as heat shock protein 12A. Lineage: Eukaryota; Metazoa; Chordata; Actinopteri; Labriformes; Labridae. The record is from RefSeq and is a predicted model, not a curated record.
UGGCCAGGACAGCCGUGAAUGUGAUUGGGAGGGGCGGACUGAGAAGCAGCAGCAGUCUGGGGUCCAACAUCCUCUCUGCUGAGGCUCGUGUCCCCCCAUUUGCCUUCUUCAAAACCCACCGGACCCCAUAUCUUUUUCAUGUGCUUAUUUAACGGCUUUCUCAUUCAGCAGGAAGCGGUGAGACGAAGUAAAAGUUGAAAGAGACACCGAAAAAAGCAGCGUGGAUGCUGUUUUGUUGAUGUUUUCUUCUCCUUUGGCCCGGUAACCUCAGUAAUCCAGGAAAAUUGCUUGGUGCAGCUGUAUCGGAGAGAAGGCAAGGGAAGAGGUGAAACUGCGGGAAAUGAUGACUGAGAAAGAAACGGCGACAGAGAAGAUAAUAUCAGAUGCGAUGGCCAAUCCUUCUCCAGCAAAGAGUAUGGGUGACCCUGGAAUCACCCCUCUGUCUCCCUCACACAUUCAGCAGAAUGACACAGACCAGGUCCCGUCAGGGCCGUCCUUCGUGGUGGUGGUUGCCAUCGACUUUGGCACCACGUCAAGCGGUUAUGCUUACGCCUUCACUAAGGAGCCGGAGUGCAUUCACACAAUGAGGCGUUGGGAAGGCGGAGACCCUGGUGUGUCAAACCAGAAGACUCCGACCACAAUCCUGCUGACUCCAGACAGGAAGUUCCACAGCUUCGGCUACGCUGCUCGUGACUUCUACCACGACCUAGACCCCAGCGACUCUAAACACUGGCUGUACCUGGAAAAAUUCAAAAUGAAGCUCCACACCACUGCAAAUCUGUCCAUCGACACAGAUCUCCAUGCAGCCAAUGGGAAGCGAGUGAAAGCGCUGGAUAUCUUUGCAUAUGCGUUGGCCUUCUUUAAGGAGCAAGCACUGAAGGAGCUGAGUGAUCAGACAGGGGGAGACUUCGACAACAACGAUGUGAGAUGGGUGAUCACUGUUCCUGCCAUCUGGAAGAUGCCUGCAAAGCAGUUUAUGAGGGAAGCUGCCUAUAAGUCUGGUCUGGUGCCCCGUGAAAACCCAGAGCAGCUGAUCAUCGCCUUAGAACCUGAGGCAGCAUCGAUCUAUUGCCGCAAACUCCGCCUCCACCAGAUGGUGGACCUGGAUUCCAAAACCACCCAGAACGGCAUUAGCCCCACUGACAACGUGGGCAGCGGUAUGACCCAAGCUAAGGAGCAUGUACGGCGCAACCGGCAGAGCCGCACAUUUUUGGUGGAAAAUGUCAUAGGGGAGCUUUGGUCGGAGCUGGAAGAAGGUGACCGUUAUGUGGUGGUGGAUUGUGGCGGGGGGACUGUCGACCUGACAGUCCAUCAGAUCCGUCUUCCAGAGGGACACCUAAAGGAGCUCUAUAAGGCCUCAGGUGGUCCCUACGGCUCUAUUGGGAUUGACUAUGAGUUUGAGAAGCUCCUGUGUAAGAUCUUUGGCCAGGAUUUCAUUGACCAAUUUAAGAUUAAGAGGCCGGCCGCCUGGGUGGACCUGAUGAUCGCGUUUGAGUCUCGAAAGAGGGCAGCCGCCCCGGACAGAACCAACCCACUCAAUAUUAACCUGCCCUUUUCCUUCAUCGACUACUACAAGAAGUUCAGGGGGCACAGUGUGGAGCACGCCCUGCGCAAAAGCAAUGUGGAUUUUGUGAAAUGGUCGUCUCAGGGGAUGCUGAGGAUGAAUCCAGAUGCCAUGAAUUCCCUCUUCAAGCCAACCAUAGACCACAUCAUCCAACAUCUCACUGAUCUGUUUGAUAAGCCCGAGGUGAGCGACAUCAAGUUCCUGUUCUUAGUGGGAGGAUUUGCCGAGUCUCCCCUGCUUCAACAAGCCGUCCAGAACAUGUUGCAGGGUCGCAGCCGCAUCAUCAUCCCUCACGAUGUCGGCCUCACUAUUCUGAAAGGCGCCGUGCUGUUUGGCCUCGACCCCAGCAUCAUCAAAGUGCGCCGUUCCCCCCUCACGUACGGGGUGGGCGUCCUCAAUCGCUUCGUGGAGGGCAAGCACCCACCAGAUAAGCUGCUGGUGAAGGACGGCACACGCUGGUGCACUGACGUCUUUGACACAUUCAUCGCCGCCGAUCAGUCCGUGGCUCUGGGUGAGAGUGUAAAGCGGAGCUACACGCCGGCCAAGCCUUCUCAGCAGGUUAUCGUCAUCCAUGUUUACUGCUCUGAGAGAGAGAAAGUGGGCUUCAUCAGCGAGAGCAGCGUCAAGAAGUGUGGGACACUGCGCUUGGAUGUGAGCGGAACGGAAAGCACGGCGCCUCGCCGCGAGAUCCAGACGCUCAUGCAGUUUGGCGAUACAGAGAUUCGAGCCAUGGCGGUCGACGUGUCCACUGGACGCACGGUCAAAGCUAGCAUUGACUUCCUGAGCCAUUAAAAAGGGAACAUUAGAGUUGUUGAAAAAGAAUCGGAAAGGGAAAAUUUACUCCACACACACACACACACACACACACACACAUACACACACACACACACACACACACAUAUGUCUGGGAUAGACAGAGUGGUUAAAAUAAAAGAAUCUCAAGGCGCAGUCCCUCUCAGUUUGAGUGCUGAUGUUAAACCGUGUGAAAUGUCAUCAUUAACCCAGAAUGACUUAAAGUGGAAGUAACCUCACUUUACUCUUGACCCUGCAGUCCAUUUGCUGAGGAGCUCCACUGUGUUCACACACUCGUAAUAACCCAACACAUACCACCAUGCUGAUGUUACAGCUUUGCUGAGUCAGGUUUAAGAUAAAAGGUUAUUCCACUGUUAAUGCUUGAUCCUGCAGUUCAUCCAUAACGUGCUCAGCAGAAACCAUUCCUUUGUGACAAAGCUAUCAGAAGGUCAUAAUGUCAUGUCAUUGAGCUGCGACUGAAGUUUCUCAAAACUGUUCGUCAAACUUAAAUCACUGUUUUCUCACUACAGUUCUGAAGGUCUUACCCAUGGUUUUGCAUGAUUGAGCUCUUUUAAAAAAUAGAGUAAACUUUUACAACUUCAUGCAGCUGCCGGACUUUUUCCAAAGCAUACCAUCAAUUUUCAGGUUUCAUGUCAAAGAUCAUCAUAGAACGAUAUGGUCUGUUCAUGGAGUAACUUCCAGGUGAACUAGCUGUGUCUGUCUGUGUGAAGUGUAUCCACCGUGGACAGAUACAGGAGCCAGAGGUUACUGUGGGACAUUUUGGUAACUUGCGCUGUAGUCUCUAAUUGUGUUUGCCUGCUCUCUGAUACAGGUCAGGAAGUGCAUAGUUGCUUUAUCAGAUCGUUGUUUCCACUUAAGACAGCUGCUGCUUCUGCUUGUAGACAGAAUGACUGGAGCUGUGACUCUGAACCAAAGAAACAACGCUGAAAUCCACUAUAGAGCUGAAGAAAUCUGUGUGCGAGUUCUCUUACAUGUAACAUAUGAUAUCACACAUUUUACACAUCAUUAACACAAAAAAUAUGUAUCAGAAGGAUUGUUAGCAACACAGCCUGUUCAGCUUUACAGUUAUGCAGAGAUAACUUUGAUCUGUAGGCCAUUUCAAACACCUUGUGCUGUUUUUGAGGGAAACAAGCUUUGCAACUCGAAAGCAAACUUCAUCAUAUUUUACUAGAGUCUCCUUUCAAAACUAGUUCUUUAUGACACCCUUACUUGACAUUGAUAAAAUGACCUACUUCAAUAUCACCACAUCCUAUUAAUUGUCAUACUUUUUUAGUGCUUAAAUACUAAAUCCUAUCAUUUGCUACGACCCGGGUGCAGAUAUGCAACGCUACCUUGAAGACAGGAAAUCAAUCUGAAAACUGAUGGCAUGCUCUGGAGAAUCAUCAGCAAUUAUGUGAAACAUUGUAUCUCCAAUCAAAGGCCACAUCAGGCCAAACCACCGGUUGGCUCCUUAGAGGUUGCCCAUAAUUAAAACUGAAUGUGAAGCGCGCUGCAGGCUCAGUCUUCUAACAAGUACGGCUAUCAUCAAUUGCGCUUUACAGUUGCCUUUGUUUUGUUCCUGCUUCAGCUUCUUAACAUGCUGUGGACAGAAGGUCAGUCGCCCACUUGAAUAUUUUGAAGCCAAGUGUGACAGACGAUGACGUGUGUUUAUUUCUGUAAAUACAGUAUUUAAAUAUUGUACAGAUUUUUUAGCUUUGUUUCAGCAGCGUUCGAGCCAAGAGUGUGUGCUUAUGCGUGCGUGUGCGUGGGUGUGUAUGUGUGCUUCCACAUGGACCAUCUCUCAACAUUUUUUCUCUCACCAGCCAUUGCACGAGAGGCACGUUUGAUUGCUGCGUUCGUUGAGAGAGUGAGAGAUUGGAUGUGUUUGCCUGUUGCUCUUUUUUGCAAUCACAAAAGAAACUUGAAUACCUCCGUCCUUAAAAAAAGCAUUUCAGUCUAUAUUAACAGUUGUUAUCAGUCAUCUGUGAAACUGUAGCAGUAUCUGAAUGUGUCCAAUCCCCUUUUUCAUCCCACCUGCAGAGCAACUUCUGUGGACUUUUCAUUGACAUUCAUUACUUUGUUACCAUGGAGACAUUUAGACAGUUAUGUUCAACAUACAACAGAAGAACUUGAGCCAUUCAAUUUAGCAGAAGCUAUUAUUCCUGCACUAAAGAACAAGGACGCUUUAGCAAUAAUCAAGAGAAAAAGCCACUAGAUGAUAAUGAAGGUCUUAAUUAAAGAGUGCCUAGUAUGAUUUUUAAAAGUGAUGUCAAGACUCACUCACACCAUCAGAUCAGAGCGCACAGUUCAUCCAUUGUCCCUCUUCAAAUAGCUUUAGAUGAAAGUGUGAGUUCAGAAGUAAUCACUGAGCGUCACACUUAUUGUGAAUUCAUCAAAGGCAGCGCGUCAUCGACAUAGUCAAUAAGACCUUCACAGACUGAUUUAUAGGGGCAUUAUUGUGAUGUGUUUUCUUAACCUUUGCUGCCACUAUAGAGAAACUGCAACUACAUUUGAAGAUGGACUCUCUUAAUCCUUUCUCCCUGCCUGUUGAUGUAAAGACCACAUCAUAUGAAUCGCUCGCUUUGGUUGUUGCUAGUUUCAUUCAUUGGUAUUUGACAGCCAGCUUGUAUCAAACAGGAAUGUAUGAACAUGUAUAUGAUAUCUUCCUUCAUUCUGAGGUUCUGCUGUGUUUUGUUCAUCCAGAUGUUAACGCUGUCAAACACUUUGCUCAUGUUAACGGUGCAGAUUUAUGUGUGAAGAUGAGAGUGUGCUUCACAAUAACUGGAGUAAGCUGCUGCCUCCUCAAACUCUGCAGAGAAUCAGAGCUCUGUCCUUUGUUGGUCUUUGUUGGUCUUAAACCAGGAAACUAAUUUAUUCUAUAGAGGUGGAAGGCAUUAAAUGCAUCCUGGAACCGGUUGGCUUUCAUAGAACAACAAUACAGCUUUUAAGUAAUAUCUCGAAAUGUCUGUCUGGACGAGUACGCAUAGCAACAUAGCAACAUAGCAACUCUCUACUCCAACCACAUUUCUAGUUGUUGGACUAUUUACGUGAACACUUCUAUACCCUACAAUCACAUCUCAUGUAUCAGGAUAGAGGAUUGCCUUUUUUUUUUUUUUCACUGGAACCUCCCACAUAUUAGCAAUUUGCUGAUUCAUGGUCAGACGGCGGCUUCAUAGAGUUCAUGGAGUGACCAAAGUAGAUGCAAUGCAUUUUUAGUUUUGGCAUACUGAGGCCAUGAAGGAUACAACCAAAAUACAACCUGAUUAGUUUCAGAUUUUUAAUUCCAUUUUGACCGGAUUCCAUUGGAAACGAUAUGAUUUUGUUCCAAAACGUCCUCGUCAUGAACGCUGGUAUAACGGGGUCCCUUCAUCUGCUUCAGCUCCUUAAGCUUGCAAAGUGUGUCCAGCAUCUCAUCGACGAUAUAUAUAUGGCAGUUAUAUAUUGGGGUUCUUUCAGUUCACUGCAUACACCAGUCCAGAAGAAUAGCCACAUCCUAACUUAAAUUGAGGAGGCAGACGUUGUUUACAAGACUUUUCCACAAGUUCCAACACUAGCUGCAUGGAGCUAUAGCCUCAAGAUGACAUGUAUGAAGGAAAAAAUAUCAUGACACAUAUUUAAUAAGCCUACCACCUGUAGGUUUCUCAGUUGCUUGGCUCGAGAGAGGGGAAUCUUCAAAUCCUAAUAAAACAAUUUUAUUAUAUAGCCUCUUUUAAAGCCAUUUUCUUUGAUUGUUUUUUUUUUUUAAACUGUGAAUUACAGCUCGGGCUUUUCAGUGUCAGUGUACAGAGUUGCACAAGUUGCUGUCUUCGGCACUGUCUCUGCAAUGCAUGUUUCGCAUGUGUCACAUAGGAAUGACUUAACAACAGACAACGAGCAACAGGUCAAUCGCUAUUACUCAUACACGAAACCAAGGUUUACCACUGAUGAUGAUGAUGGUGGUGGUGGUGUUUUGAGUUUUCUGGAAUAAACUGUGUUCUCCUCAGCCUUGUCACAGAGUCGGAGACGGGCUGGGCUUUGUGUUACAUUCGCUGCUUCCUGAGCUGAUGGACUUGAUGCUAAUAACAGCUCAUAACUACCACAGCAGGGCAGCACUCCACCUACUUAACUGUUAACUAACCUAGUAACCUUUCACUACUUCUUCACAUCUCUUUACUCACAAAAUAUCAAGUGGAAGGAUUGAAUCUAACACCACAUUGUUUCCUUGGUUAAAUGAUUACCAUGUAUUUUGUGCUACCUUGACUAAUAUGUGAUGCACAGGAUACCAUUAUGUAGCAGCUUUCAUCAAAGCUAUAUGGUCAAAUUAUAUGAAGACGUGUUUAGCUCAAAUGGAACUUUGAUCCUUGGUGCUGGAUUCACACCCUUUGACAUUGGGGGUAAGAUGUCACAUUUCUGACAUUUGAGUCUCAAGUCGAGUGCUUUGGGUGGGUUCGUUUUGAGGUAGCAGUCUAGCCAGCUUGCAUCUUGUUAAAGUAUCUGCGCAACAAUAUAUAAACUCUACAAUCAUUGAGAAGAUUUUAAAGCUAAAAAAUGAUUGAGCUUGUAGUUAGGACAACCUCUGCCUCUCUGAAACGCAACACAAUGUACACUUUGUUCUUUUAGUUCUUUAUCGACGACGCAAAGUAGUUUUGUUUCUAUUUUUUAUGAUCUACUAUAAUGUCUUGUUCUCUUGCAGUUUCCACACAAUAAUGGGUGUAUUUUGAUCAAUGCCAGGUAUUCACUGUCAGAUUGUCACCAAUAAAAUGUACGUGUAUUUCAAAGAA